CCAGUCUGCCAAAGUAGACGUUUUGCGGCCGAAGUUUUAAAACCACACGUUCCCACUACAUCUUCCGGCCGUUAUAAAUAAAUGAGAGAGAAAUUUCGUUAUGCUCAUUAUCUAAUGACACGCCGCGUUGCGACCAAUUCUAGUUUACUCGCGUUCUGCGUAUUAUAAGCUAAUCAUGAAACUUCUUAUAGCAGUAUGUACUUUAGUGACCGUAUGUAUUUGCAUCACCAAGGGCAUGUCGUACGAUGAAUUACGUCCACACAAGGCAGAGAUGACAGAAUGCGGGAGAACUCGUAUACAGAUGAAAAAGGUAAUGUGCGUGCCAAGGCCUACCAUGGAAAAAUUAAUACCGCAACCGGGCUACACCUUUUAUCCGAAUUAUGCCUUGGUGAAUAAAUGCAGCGGUUACUGUCCGGGAAGUAAGUCAUGCAUGCCAAUCCGCACGCAGCCCAAGAAGAUCGCCGUGAGAGUGUACGGCUAUAACUCGACCGAGUGUUAUCACGUGUUUCUCGAGGAGCAUACCAAGUGCAAAUGUCACUGCAGCGUGAAGGAAAGUGAUUGCAACGUCCAUCAGAUAUAUUCAGAAAAUAACUGCGCGUGCGAAUGCUUGAAUAGAAUACAGUGCGAUGAAGCGCGCCAGAUGGUUUGGGAUGAAGAAACGUGCAAGUGUAUUUGCAACAAAGAAGAAGAAAGUUGCUCGACUGGGCUCGAAUGGGUUUCCUCUCGUUGCAGAUGCGCCAAGGUGAUGGAGAUGAAUCAAUUAGAACAAUCUAAUAUGGAUAUGGAUAUGGAUAUGGCUAUGGUUCACGCAAAGAAUCCUAUCUUGCAUGACACGGAAGUAUUGUCAUUAUUCGAUAGUACAUUAAGAAAUGAGUAAAAAAAUGGAGUCACCAUUUUAAUUUUUAAUUUCAAUUUAUUUGUAAUAAAGUUCUUUAUAUA
This is a messenger RNA of Temnothorax curvispinosus, 939 nucleotides long. RefSeq lists its product as uncharacterized. The transcript is spliced from 5 exons. Lineage: Eukaryota; Metazoa; Arthropoda; Insecta; Hymenoptera; Formicidae. The record is from RefSeq and is a predicted model, not a curated record. Bases 176 to 877 code for a protein of 233 amino acids.